AUGAAAACAAAUAUAGACAGCACUGUGAGGUCCCGGGAGCGGCUUGGAGCCCCGCCUUCAUCCGGAGGUCUCUCCUCGGGUCGGCCAAGCAGCCUGAGGCUCCUCGGCUGUGUUCCAGUUCCUGUCCACGGCCUGGAGAGUCCUGGUCAGUUCAGCGACUACAGGGUAGAGAAUGGGAAAUACAUUAUCGACCCCUGGGUGUUCACUGACAGAAUGGGGAUGUACAGAGUCCUGCUGAAUAAGACAGCCACCUAUUUUGCAAAAUUUGGACCAGAAAAUGAACAAAACAUUUUAUGGGGACUGCCUCUUCAGCAUGGCUGGCAAUACAGUUCAGGUAGACUAGCUGACCCCGGGAGAAGGACAAACUGUGGCUAUGAAUCUGACCCCCUCUGCAUUUCUAUAGACAGUUGGUGGGCUGAUAUGAAUUAUUUCCUGAGCGUACUACCUUUCCUUGCUGCCCUCGAUUCUGGCAUAAUGGGCACAUCACCAGACCAAGUCACGCUUCUGCCUCCACCCAGGGACCAGACGCGGUUUUGCUAUGAUGUUUCUGGCUGUCGUUCCUCCUUCCCUGAGACAAUUAGGAAGUGGAAAAUGUUUUUCCAGUAUCUGCAGACACCUUUGAGCACCUUUGAAGGGCUGUUGAAAUACUCAUGGAAUGCACAUACUGCAUCCUUGAAAGAUCCUAUUAAAAUUUUUGAAGAUAGGUUUAUGUAUUAUUCUAAAGAAGAAGAAAAUUUGGGGGUGAACUGGGCUAUUACUGUGAAUUAUUUAGCUGCCUCUCAAUUUCCUACCACGUUGAUUAGAGCAUAUACGUUCCAGAAGGGCCUCCCACCAAGAAUCCUGAACAGUACUGACAUAGCCCCCUUCAUCAGUAACUUCACUGAGCUUCAGAACAUCAUCGUGGUGGCUCUAAAUAUUAUUGGUGACAUGAAUAGAGUCACAGGUUCCUUAACUUUGAGUAUAUGGAAAAUUUUAAUGAUGACACAAGCUGCAAGGAAAGGAUUUCUGGAGUUCUUUGAAACGGUCUUCCAAAGUGUAGGUGAAGUGUCCACAAUCCUAAAACUCUUGCAUUUUGAAUGGUAUGAAACUAGCACCAUGUGGCUGAUGCCAAGAUCUGUCACCAUCUCUAGCAGUAGCUCGCCCCGCUUGGACCAUGGCUACAGUGACCACUCAGUGCCUGGAGAGCUGAAUUGA
Molecule: messenger RNA, 1194 nt
Organism: Heterocephalus glaber (naked mole-rat)
Lineage: Eukaryota; Metazoa; Chordata; Mammalia; Rodentia; Bathyergidae
Gene: CUNH6orf58
Product: chromosome unknown C6orf58 homolog
Source: RefSeq, a predicted model, not a curated record